Molecule: messenger RNA, 1101 nt
Organism: Aureobasidium pullulans EXF-150
Lineage: Eukaryota; Fungi; Ascomycota; Dothideomycetes; Dothideales; Saccotheciaceae
Product: cation efflux protein
Exons: 7
Coding region: 1-1101 (366 amino acids)
Biological process (GO): zinc ion transmembrane transport; intracellular zinc ion homeostasis
Cellular component (GO): membrane
Molecular function (GO): zinc ion transmembrane transporter activity
Source: RefSeq, a predicted model, not a curated record
AUGGCCCGUAGCAAUUCAUCAACCUCUACAAGACUGAUUGUUGCCAUCGUCCUGUCCUCUGCCUUCUUCGCUGCUGAGCUUGUUGUGGGCUUCCGCUCCAAAUCGCUAGCCCUGAUUGCUGAUGCUUUUCACUACCUGAACGACCUGAUUGCAUUCUGUGUUGCCCUCGUCGCUGCCAAGCUGUCUGACCGCAAAGAUGCUCCUGCAAGUCUGGCUUUUGGCUGGCAAAGAGCCAAAGUCCUAGGUGCCUUCUUCAACGGUACCUUCCUCAUCGCUCUUGGCCUGAGUAUUCUCCUACAAGCCAUCGAGAGAUUCAUCAACAUUCAAGUCGUCGAGCAACCACGGAACGUUCUUAUCAUGGGAUGUGUAGGACUUCUGCUCAACGUGAUUUGCAUUUUAGUUGUUCAUGACCAUGGCCACGACCAUGGACGCGGCCACGGCCACGGGUCUAGUAAAGAAGCGAAAGCUGGUGUUCCGGUUUUCGAAGUAUCGGACCUUGUGGGUGAUGUUCCAGCUGGCAGCAUGUACGACAGGCUGACUCAACAGGAAAACCCCUCGAAGAAGAAGCAUGCACAUGGUGACCUAGGAGUCAACGCUGUCGUCAUCCAUAUCCUUGGAGAUGUCCUGAACAAUCUUGGAGUCAUCGCUGCAGCUCUCGUCAUGAUGUUGGUGCGAUCUCCAAACCGGUUUUACGCCGAUCCGGCAGUCAGCAUGGCCAUAGCCAUCAUGAUUGCAAGCAGCGCGCUUCCUCUCACUUUUCGAAGUGGCCAUAUCCUUCUCGGAAGCACACCUCCUAGCGCUCACCGAGAGACGGUAAUUCGAGAGUUGAGCAAGAUAGCAGGAGUUGUGUCAGUCCAUGAUCUCUGUGUCUGGCAAUUGAGCCAGGAGGAGUCAAUCGCUUCAGCCCACAUCGUUAUGCUGCCCAUGGAAAAAGAGGAGAUAAUCUCGAGGAGCAGUUCGGAAAUCGAAGAAAUGCCCAGACCUAACCAGCCAGCAGAGACGCACAAUGGACGACUCGCACGUCUUGGAAAGUGUUUGCAUGGAUUUGGCAUCCACAGGAUGACUCUGCAGAUCGAGGAUACUCCGGAGAAGGCAAAGUAG